AUUUUGCCGAGCAGCAGCCCAGCUGGCGGGAGCUCCAAGGGAUAAAUCAUUCCUCGGUGUGUUGACUUCAUCGCUUUUGCGCUGUCCUCUUCUCUCUUCUCUCUUUCUCCCCCCUCUCCCUGAUCUUCACUUUCAAGUAUUGUCUUCCUACCACCAUAGAAUUAUUUUUUUAGACUCGCCUCUCUCAAUUGAUCACUCUCCGCUCUACAAUCUCUUUCCCUCCUUCGCUUUCGUGCCCAGCUGUUCCCGCCCUUACAUACGUCAUCGCUCCGGGCCGCACUCGCCAUGCAAGGUCCUCUAUACAUCGGCUUCGAUCUUUCCACCCAACAACUCAAGGGCCUUGUCGUCAAUUCGGACCUCAAGGUUGUCUAUGUCUCCAAAUUUGACUUCGACGCCGACUCCCGCGGCUUUCCCAUCAAGAAGGGUGUGAUUACCAACGAGGCCGAACAUGAGGUCUAUGCACCCGUCGCUAUGUGGCUGCAGGCCCUGGACGGGGUCCUAGAAGGCCUGCGUAAGCAGGGCCUGGAGUUCAACCAGGUCAAGGGUAUCAGUGGUGCUGGACAGCAACACGGAAGUGUAUACUGGGGAGAGAAUGCGGAGACGUUGCUGAAGGGCUUGGAUGCAAACAAGACGCUCGAGGAGCAAUUACAUGGGGCAUUCUCACACCCAUUCAGCCCGAACUGGCAGGACUCCAGCACUCAGAAGGAGUGUGACGAAUUCGAUGCCUUCCUGGGUGGGGAGAGCGAGCUGGCCCUGGCGACCGGAAGUAAGGCGCACCAUAGAUUUACAGGCCCUCAGAUCCUACGCUUUCAGAAAAAGUAUCCUGAUGUGUACAAGAAGACGCUGCGGAUCUCGCUGGUAUCUUCGUUCCUUGCCUCUCUGUUCUUGGGACAUAUUGCAUCGAUGGACAUCUCCGAUGUUUGCGGCAUGAACCUCUGGAACAUCAAGAAGGGCGCCUACGAUGAGAAGCUUCUACAGCUCUGUGCCGGUCCAUCCGGUGUGGAUGACCUGCGACGCAAGCUGGGUGAUGUCCCAGAGGAUGGAGGCAUCCAUCUCGGCACCAUUGAUCGGUACUUCGUUGAGCGCUACGGCUUCAGCCCCGACUGCACGAUCAUUCCUGCAACGGGCGACAACCCCGCCACCAUCCUGGCAUUGCCACUCAGAGCCUCCGAUGCCAUGGUUUCGCUGGGCACCUCGACCACCUUCCUCAUGUCUACGCCCAGCUACAAGCCUGACCCGGCGACCCAUUUCUUCAACCAUCCGACUACCCCAGGUCUCUACAUGUUCAUGCUGUGCUACAAGAACGGUGGUCUCGCCCGCGAGAAGAUCCGCGAUGCGGUCAACGAGAAACUCGGCGAGAAACCGUCUUCGUCAUGGGUGAACUUUGAUAGAGUCACCCUGGAGACCCCACCCCUGGGUCAGAAGUCUGACUCCGACCCGAUGAAGAUGGGUCUAUUCUUUCCUCGCCCGGAGAUCGUGCCCAACCUGCGUGCGGGACAAUGGCGUUUCGACUACCACCCGAAGGACGGCAGUCUGCACCAGUCCAAUGGGGGAUGGAACAAGCCCCUGGACGAAGCCCGGGCCAUUGUCGAGAGCCAGAUGCUGUCGCUGCGCCUGCGAUCCCGCGGACUUACCCAGAGCCCUGGAGAGGGCAUUCCUGCGCAACCCCGCCGGGUGUACCUGGUCGGAGGUGGGUCGAAGAACAAGGCAAUUGCUAAAGUGGCCGGGGAAAUCCUGGGAGGUAGCGAGGGGGUGUAUAAGCUGGAGAUUGGUGAUAACGCCUGUGCGCUGGGUGCAGCGUACAAGGCGGUUUGGGCAAUGGAGCGUGCUGACGGACAGACCUUCGAAGAUCUCAUUGGAAAACGGUGGCACGAGGAGGAAUUCAUUGAAAAGAUUGCGGAUGGCUACCAGCAGGGGGUGUUUGAGCGGUACGGCCAGGCCGUGGAAGGGUUUGAGAAGAUGGAGUUGGAGGUGCUGCAGCAGGAGGGGAAGCGGGUGGCGUAAUGGUAAAUAUAGCUGUCGUCAGGUUCCGUUAAACAUAUAAGGGUAGACAUCCGAUUUAUAAUAUGAUGCUAGAGUGAGC
Messenger RNA from Aspergillus ibericus CBS 121593, 2083 nucleotides. Its product is annotated as xylulokinase. Gene Ontology annotation, biological process: xylulose metabolic process; D-xylose metabolic process. The transcript has 2 exons. The coding region runs from base 286 to 2004 and encodes 572 amino acids. Lineage: Eukaryota; Fungi; Ascomycota; Eurotiomycetes; Eurotiales; Aspergillaceae. Gene Ontology annotation, cellular component: cytosol. Gene Ontology annotation, molecular function: D-xylulokinase activity. The record is from RefSeq and is a predicted model, not a curated record.